Zophobas morio is the source of this 1421-nucleotide messenger RNA. RefSeq names its product MAM and LDL-receptor class A domain-containing protein 1-like. The annotation marks the transcript as partial. The record is from RefSeq and is a predicted model, not a curated record. The transcript is spliced from 3 exons. Lineage: Eukaryota; Metazoa; Arthropoda; Insecta; Coleoptera; Tenebrionidae. Gene Ontology annotation, cellular component: membrane.
UCAGCCUCCAACUCCAUCCCCUCCCUCCUCUGCGACUUUGAGCAAGCCGAUCUCUGUGGCUGGAACCACGACCUCAACCACGAUUUUGAUUGGAAGCGCCUAAAUUACGCCACGCCCAGCGGUGCCAUUGGCACUGGUCCCAGCUACGAUCACACCAAAGGACCCGGACAAGAUGGCUACUACAUGUACAUCGAAUCCUCGGCCAGAAACAUCAACGACACUGCUCGGCUCAUUUCGCCCGUCUUCGACAAAAGCAACGAAACGGUGUGCUUCGACUUCUACUACCAUAUGUACGGGUCCAGCACCGGAACCCUGAGGGUGUACAUGAAGAAGGUGAACGAAACGUGGAAGCUGAAUCCCCAAGAUGCGCUCUUUUCGAAAAGUGGAAACCAGGGGAAUCGGUGGUUGAGAGGAGUCGUUGUGCUGGGGGCGGUGAAUAACGAGUUUCAGAUUAUAAUAGAAGGCGUACGUGGUGAGAGCUACGUCAGCGACAUAGCAAUCGAUGACGUCCGAAUUAUUAAAGAUUGUGUACCAGCCAAUGAGCUUGCUGACGGUGAAACAACAACGGAGGAGUACACCUCGGAGACACCAAUCAGCGUGGAGUCCUGUGAGCAGCGCUGCAACACAAACGACAACCGCACCUUCGAUUGGUUAAUAACAUGCGACUGCGAUGAAGGUUGCUUCGAAAGAAACAGGUGUUGCCCGGACUAUUUUGACUUUUGUGUGGCCGAAACGACCUACGAAUACGUGGAAACCCCCAUGGAAACAACCACAGUUGUGGAAACCUCGCCCACUGUGAAAGCUACCACCAUUAAAGUCACAACGACACCAACCACGACGUCUACAACAACGACAUUAACCACCGUAACACCAAAAACCACAUCUAAGUCACCAAUAAUAACCACAUUCACCACACGACGUUCAACUCCUUCCUCCAUCAAAACCACGAAAGUGAAAGCAGCUGACGAUGACUACGGUGACGUUCCUGUGUUUACGAUAACCACAGAAGCUGAACCUCCUGGAGUUCCGGUGAAAGAAACCGAAAUUGUAAACGAUUAUGAAAACGACAAGAUUUUUGAUCACCGGAAGAAUGAUGUGGGGUCGAACAUGCACGAAAGCAAUACAAAAACCAUCGUUUUUGCUGUUGGGGUUGUGUUUGGUGUCUUGUUUGCCUUGGUCGGGAUGGCUUUUGUGGCUAGAAGAUACCAACUGUGUCAGUGCCACAAAAUGAGGUUGAACCAGUCGUCGAACGGUGAUAGUCAAAGCGAUGUGCGCUUUUUGACUAGCGACGAGGUUUUGGACUUUAGUUUAGCCGGUGACUAUGACACUUUGUGAGUUGUGGAUAUGUGUGUAGAUUUAUACUUUUUUAUUAUGUAGGUGUGUAGUUUAAUAAAUUUCUAUUGUGGUUGCAUUUCUUUAAA